GGGGAAGGAAUAACAGAUGUUUUUAAAUCGUUUGGUAAAGCAAUAUUUGGAAAGACAAUGAAAAAAGCCGCUAAAAAGGGCAUUGAAAAAGCUGUGACAACAGCCGCGACAAAAACCGGUGAACAUGCUGGUAAAAAGGCCGGUGAUAAAAUAGUGCAAAUGUUAUCAAAAGGGAAAGUUGAUUCCUCCAGUAAACCCACAACCCAAAAAGUUACUUUUAAUAAAAAUGUUGAAAUAUUUCCUAGUAAAAAAACAACUCAACAAGAAAUAAAUCAAAGAGUAAAUUCUAUUCUGAGAGGUGGAAAAUUAUAUAAUUAUUAAAAUAAAAUGAAGUCCUUUAGAAAUCCAGAAUAUUUAGAUAGAUAUGAGGAUGUUGUUUUUGACCUUGAACAGGCUUUAGCAACACCUGGAAAUGGUGCUCACCAAACUAAAGUAGGACAUAGAUUUGUCGCUGAUAAUACAGGUGAGGCCACUCCAUUUGAUUGGUAUAACGCGCGAUUUUCAGUGGAUUUAAAAGUUAAUCAGCUUGCUGCUGGAGCUAAUAUAGAUGCAGAUGGAGACCAAAUGGGAAUAGUAAAUGGUAGUUCCAGUCUCAUAGAAAAGUUAACAAUCCUAGCAAAUGGAAGAGAUGUUUAUAGUUGCAACUAUGCUAAUCACGUAGUAAAUAUAAAAAAUUUGCUUGAGUAUAAUCCUUCCUAUGUUGAGAGUGUCGCCACAAAUGAAUUUUACUAUCUCGAUACAUCAAGACAUGCUGAAAGACAAAAGUUUACCAGUGGGAAUGUAAGAAAUGCUGCAGGUGAUGGACAAACAGCAGCACUUUUAGCCUCUGUAGCUAAUUAUAACAAAGGUUUUGCUGUGAGAAAAGCAUUACUAGGUGACUCAGCAACAGUGCGAUGUGAAAUUCCCCUCAAUAGAUAUUCUUUCUUUGAGUCAUUAGAAAACAAACUUCUUCCAAAUACAAAAAUCGAACUAAAUAUUCAACUAGAAUCAGAUGGUAAUCUUAUCUGGCGAGCUGGUGGGAAUGAUUGUAGAGUUAUACUAACAAGAUUUCAACUAUUUGUUCCAAGAAUAACAUUUAACUCAAAAGGACAAAAGUUGUACAUGGAAAAUUAUCUCAAACCAUACAAUUGGAAGUAUCUUAAUGAAAUAGUAGAGAGAUCAAAUAACUCUCAACAGCAAACAGGUCAUUUCAGAAUUACAAAUGCUAUAUCAAAACCACGUCAUGUCUUUGUUUUUGCGAUUAACACAGCUAAUAUUGGUUCUCAAACAGCAAAUCCAUUCCUUUACAACACUUUUAAUUUACCAAACAAUGCUAAUAUAUCAAGAUGUUAUCUUGAGGUUGGAAAUGGAAAUGAAUACCCUGAUAUUCACUUUAAACCAGCUACAGAUCCAGCGAGAGUGUUUCGAGAAGUAAUGUCUUACGUAUAUGCAAAUAAUGACUUUCAAGGUGGAACACUUCUCAAUAGAAGUAAUUUUGAGUCUUUGUUUCCUUUUGUUUAUUUCGAUCUUACAAAACAAAAAGAGGAUUUAAAAGAUGGAGUUACAAAACUUGCAUUUCAUUACGAAUUAACUGCUAAUCCAAACGAUGAUUAUAAUAUUUACGCUCUGGUGCUUCAUGAGCGAGAGGCAGAAAUAGAACAGCAAGGAGGAAAACUAUUGCUUCGUGCUUAAAUCUAAAUUAUAUAUCCACCAGUAACAUUAAAAAUUUCAACUACAUAAGUGAAUUAAUAAAAAAGUUAAAAAUCUAAGACUUAUUAUAUUGUUAGUGGUAAAACAACAAAUAGUUCAACAGUUAAAUUGUUUAAACCAUUUCUUGUGAUGAAAUAAAAAAUUAACAAAACUGGUGGCCACCAGACCUUCUCAGGAGGACUCCCCCCAUUUUCCCAUCACCCUUUCCCCAUUCCCCUCAGUCCCUCCUGAGAAGGUUUUUUAUUAUUACCCAUAGGCCGGCCAUUUACAGGGACCCAUAGGCCAACCAUUUACAGGGCUUUUUUCAUUUAUUUAUUUAUUUAUGUUUCUCUUGGCUUGAGGCUAGACAAGCACUCCUAUGCACCUCGCUCUGCCUAUUAGGCAUCCUCUUUCGAGUGGUCCUCAGUGCAAUUACCGCUCUACUUAAUAGCCCAACACCAUCUUUGAGAUUUUUACCCUCAUUUUCCCUUCCAAUGUUAAUGAUAAAGCCGCGGGGUUUUGACCUCAUCAUUAACAUGGGUAUCUGGUUACUAGCAUUAGCCGAAAGGCCCCGCGUUUUUCCAAUCAGGUAAUACUUUCACCAAGAUACACUCUAGUACUAUUUCAAACUAGCCUUAUAUAUGUGUCCAAUUCAAUAUUCUCAAAAAUGUGGGAUGUAAUUUGUGUCCUCCUCCAAUGGGUUUUUCUCUCUAGUAAUACGCAGUCUCAGUGGGGGGCAAAUUUUGUCUAAAAAUAAAAAAAUCUAAAGAUAGUAAAUAGAAAUGUGUAAUGAAGAAGUUCUCGAGUUAUUGAUCCAGGAAAGUCAUAAUAUUUACGAGAUUGAAUUUAAUAUAAACAUCAAAUAAAAAAUGACUACUUAUAUUGAAUACGGAGUAACAGUUACAGAUGGACAAAAGUCAAAACUGGCUUCUGCGAUAAUAAAUCAAUCACCACUAACUCUUCGGUUAAAACAUUCUCAUCUUCAAGGUUCUGAUGAGUUAAUGUUAACAAAAAGACAAAUUGAUAAAAUAAAAAAAUCUGUUGCAAAUGGUACCGGAUCGGAUAUAAAAAUAAGUAAAACUCAAAUUAGAAAAUCUGUGAAACAUGGAGGAAACUUAUUUUCAUCACUUGCUUCUAUUGGAGCAAAAGUUCUUCCUUACGCAAUAAAAGGAAUUUCAAAAGCUGUUCCCGCAUUAGCAACCGGUGCUGCUACUGCACUUGGAGAACUUGGAAUAAAUAAAAUAUUUGGAAAAGGAAUCACAAUCCCCCCAGAGUUUUUCCCAAUACUAACACCUAUUUUAAGAGAAUUUACCAAAUCACAAAUAAAUCAAAUUAACAAAGCUUAUCAAACAGGAGGUCGACUGGUUAUUAAACCAACUCGUAAACAAAUAGAAGGAGGAUUUUUGGGAACACUUGCUUCUACUGGAAUUCCAAUGGCAAUUAGUCUGGUAUCUAAGAUGUUUGGUGGGGGACUUCAGGUUGAUAGACGAGGGUCAUCUAAUACAGCAAAUGUUUACGUUCCACCCACACAUGGAGAGGGUUAUCCUUAUCGCUCACCACCUUUUAUUGGUACAUGGGAAAACCCUAUAGGAAUGGGAGUUAAAAAAAAAGUCCAAAGGCAAGGGUCUACUAUUAGGAAAAAACAGCCCAUUCAACUCAAUCCCCAUUCUCGGCUCCAUUUUGUAAUCAAACCUCUAUCCAACUUUGACCUCAUGAAAUGGGUAAAAAGACUUGGUAUUAAAAAUUUCAGAGGAAUAUAUAGUCGAGAUGGUCUACCUAAUAAGAUAAGAAAAGAAUGUGGAAUAAUUAAUCUCGAUGACAUGGUUGGUCCUGGAACACACUGGGUUUGUUAUAGAAAUAUAAACAAUGUAGUUGAGUACUUUGAUCCGUUUGGACUGAUAAUGCCAAAUGAAGCAUUAGAUUAUUUUAAUACUUCUGGAAAACGUAUUGUUUACUCGAUAGAUGAAAUACAAAAUCGCAGUACUGUUCUCUGUGGAUAUUGGUGUUUAUAUUAUCUGUUUGAGAGACAACGG
Molecule: messenger RNA, 3701 nt
Organism: Porites lobata
Lineage: Eukaryota; Metazoa; Cnidaria; Anthozoa; Scleractinia; Poritidae
Source: the annotation of a GenBank genome assembly